Pteronotus mesoamericanus is the source of this 2799-nucleotide messenger RNA. It is a transcript of the gene ANKRD55, whose product is annotated as ankyrin repeat domain 55. Gene Ontology annotation, molecular function: protein binding. The record is from RefSeq and is a predicted model, not a curated record. NCBI's taxonomy places the organism in Eukaryota, Metazoa, Chordata, Mammalia, Chiroptera, Mormoopidae. The transcript has 17 exons. Bases 1 to 2799 code for a protein of 932 amino acids.
AUGUACCCCAGGACUCGCUCGCACUUCAACAAACGACGCGCUCUGGCAGUGGGGGGCGAGCGGGAGUCGCGUCGCCCGCCUCGGCCCCGGGAGCUGGCGUCGUCUGAGCCCGCGUCGCGGAGCAGCAGGUCUUCGUUGGACGGCCACACUGGCAGGGACGUCGACUUCAGGCCCGGCCGCAGGACCCCCAGCAGGCGCUGCUGCCGGCGACGGGUCCGCUGGAAGGAGGCCGUGACAGCCUUCGGGGGCGGCUGCCAAGACGUGAUGAGGCGACACACCGAGCACCGGGGGCUGCGCCUGGUUCAGAGGAGCCGCAUAGCAAGUGCGGGCGGCCCUUACACACGGCUUACAGUCCCCAGUCACACGGGCAAGGCCAUCGGCCCUCCUGCGGCCUCCCCCUCGGGGCAGGAGCGGCCCGAGCUGGACAUCCGCUUCAGAAGGAGAGGAGGCUUCCGGGGAGCUCUCAGGCCGGAGCGCUUCUUCGCCCCCUGCGCUGUUUCUGCUGGUCACCCCCUGGGCCGGAGACCUGCCCCGAGGGUCGGCUCCGCCCUGCGCUCCAGCCGCCUGUCGGCGGCCACGCCUGCCCCCGUGCACGGAGAGAAGGCGGCAGUGGCAGUGACAAAGCACACACCGCUCUCGCCGCACGGGGGAGCCACUCGCUUGUUCCGCAAUGAGCUGACGAGGCAGGUGGCCAUCGCCCUCAGCGGCCAGGGGAAGAAAAGGCAAUGGAGGCCGAGGAGCAAAAACCGGCCCGAAUGCUUGAGGUCGACGGUCACGCCCCAGACCCGAGCCCAGGCAGCGGUGCUCGCUGCGGAGGCAGGCGUCCCCGUGGGGCGGCUUGAGAAACACCGCAGCCACCGCCUGCUGCGGUGCCUGAGGGGGGCAGCCACGCACAUCCCAGGCAGCUCGCUGUUCCGGCUCCUGCCCCGCAUCUCCAAGGACAGGCUGGUGGGGGGCAGCAGUGGGGGUGCUGUCAACAAGGUGAAUCUUGGCACGCACCGAGGGUGUCUCUGUUUGAGUCACGCAGGCGAGUCAUCGGAGGAAGUCGACCUGACCCUGGUCUACCAGGCGGCAGCGAAUGGCGAUGUCGGGGCUCUGACGGCUGCGAUCCGGGAGGACCCGUCUGUCCUCGAGUGCUGUGACGGCGAAGGGUGCACCCCCCUGAUGCACGCGGUGUCUGGGCGUCAGGCGGACACGGUGAAGCUGCUGCUGAAGAUGGGCGCCAGCGUCAACACCCAGGACGCCCACGGCCGCACCAGCCUGUGCCUGGCCUCCUACCUGGGCUGGCUGGAAGGCUGCGUGAGUCUGCUCCGGAACGGCGCCAAGCACAGCAUCCCCGACAGGAACGGCCGCCUGCCGCUGCACGCGGCCACGGCAGACCCCGACGCGAGGCUCCUCGCGGUGCUGCUGCAGCAGUCGAACCCCGGUGAGAUCAAUCACCAGGACAACGAGGGAAUGACGCCCCUGCACUGGGCAGCUUUCCACAACCAGCCGCAGCACACCCAGAUGCUGCUGAAGAGGGGGGCGGACCCCACGCUUGCGGAUCGGGACUUCAAGACGGCCCUCCACUGGGCGGUGCAGAGCGGGAACCGCGCGCUGUGCUCCCUCAUCCUGAGCCACCAGCGGGGCCCGUCCAUCAUCAACUGCGACGACGGGAGUGGCAAGACGUGCGUGCACCUGGCCGCCGCGGCGGGCUUCAGCGACGUCCUCGCCGAGCUGGCCAGGGUCCCCGAGUGCAACCUGCAGGCCCUGGACGUGGACGACAGGACACCCCUGCACUGGGCGGCGGCGGCGGGGAAGGCGGAGUGCGUGCGGUCCCUGCUGGACCUGGGCGUGGACAGCACCCUGCGGGAUGUGCACGACAGCGUGGCGCUGGCCUACGCCCUCCGCGGCGGCCACCUGGCCUGCGCCCGGCUCCUCUCCCCACCGCGCAGGACGGAGCCCGCUCACCCGCCGGCGCCCCAGAGCGGCAGGCCCCUGAAGAGGGAGGGAGGCCUCGGCGUACUCAACCAGAUCUUCGGCAAAAGCAGGAAAGAGGAGCAGCGGGCCGCUGCGGAGGACGGCAGCAGGGACACCCGCAAGGGGGGGCCCCCCUCGGAAGUCGAUGACAUCAUCGCCACCUUCGACAGCGUCCUGGGCACCAACUGCCAGCAACAGCCUGGGGACCAGGCGCCCAUGGUCGGCUUCAAAAAGAGGACCCCUGAGGAGUCAAAGUACCUCUGGCCAGAGAAGAGGCCUCUGGCCCGGCAGGGGCUCCCACCGAUCCGGACGCAGAGCCUCCCGCCCAUCACCGCGGGCAACCGCUUCCCCACGGCUGGCCCUGGGGCCACGCCCCCCGCCGGCCCCGGCGCCGGCCCCCAGCACGCGGGCCCACCGUCGCAGAAAAGCCGGAGCGAGCAGGACUUGCUGAGUGGCCAGCCAGGCGGCCAGGCGCUGCUGGGCAACCCCUGGCGCAGCGGCCCCCGCCUGGGGCUCUGCCGGGCGUGGCCGGCGUCCCCCGCCGACAGGCUGCUGUGGGGCAGGCCCAGGCAGCCGGACGCCCCGGGGCCUCCGCGCCUCCCGCACCUGCUCAGCCCCUCCGCAGGACAAAAUUUUCAGCCUCUGUCUCCAAACGGACCCAAAACCAGGGAACUCGCCUUCGCCCGGAGCAGCCUAGCCCCACUGCCCGACCAAAAAUUUCUGUCUGGAGAGCCUCUACGAGCGAACCGGGUGCUUCCGGCCAUUCCAAGCCACCGGGGAGCCAGCCCAGCAGCCGGGGAGAGCAACCACGCUGCCACCCCCACCACUGACGGCGACUGA